CGCCAGGGCGCGCUCCGGCGGCCGGCGGGGAUUUCCAGCGCGCGAGAGGAAGUGCCUGCGAGAGGGUGCGUGAGGGCGAGGGAGCGCGGCGCGGCGCGGCCGCCGCGUGCGCGAGCCGGGUUGCAGCCCAGCAGGGACUUUCCAGCCGGCGGCGGCGGCGGCGGCCGCCGGCCCUUCCCCGCCCCCCGACAUGGGGCUGCCCGGGGAGCAGGACGCUGCGGACCGCGGCGGAGGACGGGCUCGGCGCUGCUGAGCCGGCCGGGCGGCGCGGACGCGGGUGAGGGACUCCACUACAUUAUCUGAAGGAAGGAUAAAGUUGACUCUGCUUUGCUUCUUUCUUUAUUGAAGUCUCUUCCUGCCUGGUCAAGCUCAGAUAUAUCCUUUUGCAGCACACGACACACAGGAUGGAGCCCAGUAAGAAGCUGGAUGCAGCCAGUGCCCUGCCUGCCAACCCCCCGCUGAAGCUGCACCCCGAGCGCGGAGGCGGGCCGGCCGUGCUGGUCCCUGAGCAGGGCGGCUACAAGGAGCGCUUCGUGAAGGCCGUGGAGGACAAGUACAAGUGUGAGAAGUGCCGCCUGGUGCUCUGCAGCCCCAAGCAGACCGAGUGCGGGCACCGCUUCUGUGAGACCUGCAUGGGCGCCCUGCUCAGCUCCUCCAGCCCGAAAUGUACUGCUUGUCAAGAAGUCAUCAUCAAAGACAAGGUGUUUAAGGAUAAUUGCUGCAAGAGGGAGAUUCUGGCCCUUCAGAUAUUCUGUCGGAACGAGGGCCGGGGCUGUGCAGAGCAGUUGGCCCUGGGGCACCUGCUGGUUCAUCUGAAGAAUGACUGCCAGUUUGAGGAGCUCUCGUGUGUCCGUGCAGACUGCAAAGAGAAAGUCCUGAGGAAAGACCUGCGCGACCACGUGGAGAAGGCCUGUAAAUACCGCGAGGCCACGUGCAGUCACUGCAAGAGCCAGGUCCCGAUGAUCACGUUGCAGAAACAUGAAGACACGGAGUGUCCCUGCGUGGUGGUGUCCUGCCCACACAAGUGCAGCGUCCAGACCCUUCUGAGGAGCGAGUUGAGUGCACACUUGUCAGAGUGUGUCAAUGCCCCCAGCACCUGUAGUUUUAAGCGCUAUGGCUGCAUUUUUCAGGGGACAAACCAGCAGAUCAAGGCCCACGAGGCCAGCUCCGCAGUGCAGCAUGUCAACCUGCUGAAGGAGUGGAGCAACUCCCUGGAGAAGAAGGUUUCCUUGCUGCAGAACGAAAGUGUAGAAAAAAACAAGAGCAUACAGAGUUUGCACAACCAGAUAUGUAGCUUCGAAAUUGAAAUUGAGAGACAGAAGGAAAUGCUUCGAAAUAAUGAAUCCAAAAUACUGCAUUUACAGCGAGUCAUCGACAGCCAAGCAGAGAAACUGAAGGAGCUGGACAAGGAGAUCCGGCCCUUCCGGCAGAACUGGGAGGAGGCGGACAGCAUGAAGAGCAGCGUGGAGUCCCUCCAGAACCGGGUGACCGAGCUGGAGAGCGUGGACAAGAGCGCGGGGCAGGCAGCGCGCAACACAGGCCUGCUGGAGUCGCAGCUGAGCCGGCACGACCAGAUGCUGAGCGUGCACGACAUCCGCCUGGCCGACAUGGACCUGCGCUUCCAGGUCCUGGAGACCGCCAGCUACAACGGCGUGCUCAUCUGGAAGAUCCGCGACUACAAGCGGCGGAAGCAGGAGGCCGUGAUGGGCAAGACGCUGUCGCUGUACAGCCAGCCCUUCUACACGGGCUACUUCGGCUACAAGAUGUGCGCCAGGGUCUACCUGAACGGGGACGGCAUGGGCAAGGGCACGCACCUGUCGCUCUUCUUCGUCAUCAUGCGCGGGGAGUACGACGCGCUGCUGCCCUGGCCCUUCAAGCAGAAAGUGACGCUCAUGCUGAUGGACCAGGGGUCCUCACGGCGGCACCUGGGGGACGCGUUCAAGCCGGACCCCAACAGCAGCAGCUUCAAGAAGCCCACCGGGGAGAUGAACAUCGCCUCCGGGUGCCCCGUCUUCGUGGCCCAGACCGUGCUGGAGAACGGGACGUACAUCAAAGACGACACCAUUUUUAUCAAAGUCAUAGUGGAUACUUCGGACCUGCCGGACCCCUGACGCGUCCCUGGGGAGGCGGAUCGAGCAGAAGGCAACUCCUCCGGGGGGUUUGAACCGGCCGUCUCCGCCGAGGUCCUCGCGCUCCGAAAAGGACCUUGGGGGACGGAGGAAGCGGCAGAAGGCGGCCGCGGGCCGGCGGGAGGAGCCACGCGUGAGGACACACCCAACACGUUUUGUAAUAGACUAGCAACACUUCACUCUGGAGAAUUAUUUAUCCUUCGACGAGAUAAAUACUGCUGUCAGAGAAGGUUUUCAUUUUCAUUUUUAAAGAUCUAGUUAAUUAAGGUGGAAAACAUAUAUGCUAAAGAAAAGAACCAUGAAUUUUUUUUCUUCCUUAAACUUGAACACCAAAAAAAAAAGAACACACCACACACACACACACACACACACACACACACACACACCUGGGGAUAGCUGGACAUGUCAGCAUGUUAAGAAGAAUUUAUGAAAUAAUAAUGCAAUUCUGAUAUAUUCAUUCUAAAAUUCAAGAGUGCAAUCUUGUUUCAAAUAUAGUAUAUUGUCUAUUUUUAAGGCCUCAUCUGGUCUCUGUUUUAAUAAUUUGUUUGUCAGAAGACCCUGAAGUACACCUAGGUCUUUUUUGAAAGUCUCUAAAUUCAGAAUCAUUUUUUAAUUUAAAGUUCUAAGAUAAUUGUUACUGCAAACAUUUUAUUUUAAAACGUUGAUAGACUGAUAUUUCUUGGAAGAAAAUGUAAAAUAUCAAACACUGGUUAUCACUUGUGAUAGGAAAGAGAAUAUUCAAUCUGUUGUUAUUUCUCGUUAGAAAUGUAAACCUUCAAUAUCUGUCGUAGUUAAUGACACUACUUCAAAAUUACUAUGAAAGGAAAAUUGCUCAUGGAUGCUGUGCAUCAUUUUCAGAUUUAUAAUUGUUUUCACCCUAAAAUAGGGCAUUAGUUGAACUUUGGAGUUCUAAACAAAAUCCUGUAGGUUUUUAAAAUUCUGCCCCAUGUGUUCAGACACGUUCUCUCUUGCUGACAACACCGACUUCCGUGUCCAGUGUCGGGGGGUGGGCAGGCGACUUCGCGCUGACGGCGGCCACAGCAGAAAACGUGUUCCCCAUCCAGUCAUAACUGCUGCAUUCGCUCCGGCCUUUGCGUAGAGAUGGUGGCGUCCUGUACACGUGCCUUAGAUGUGACUUGCUGCUUCUCGACCCCAGCUCUGUGUUCCCCGUGAUUCCAGAAGGCGAUGGUUCAGCCAGACUCUCUCUUGACCACUAACUAGACCUUUGCCUGCUAGGGGGCCCUCCCACAGCCCCGUCCGCCGGGCCCCCAGGAGCCUCCGCCGCUUCGUCAUCCCAGAUUCCAAAUCUCUCGGGCCCACGGGCUCAGGCAGGGCCGGGCAGGAGCUGCGCCUCUGUGUCCCGGGCGCGGGCGCCCCCACGCCCGCCGCGGGGCCCUCUGAGCAUUCCAGAGACCGCCACCCCGGGCCGCGGAGCUGGGCCACAGGCAUCCCGGGGCCACCCUCUGGCAGGGAGGGCGGCCCCGGGGCCCGUCGUCUGGCCCGCGCCCGCCUGGGGCGCCUCUCACCCCGUUUCCUUUCUCUCAAUGGUCCAACUGUGAAGAGCGGGCCUGCCCUGCGCCCCUGCUAUGCACCCCGCUCCAUGGGUGCUCUUAUACUGAUGGGUGCUACACGUGACGGGUGCUUCUUAGGCGAAACCAACGUGUGUGAGCCGCGCAUCUGUGCCCGCGUCCAAAAGACGCGCCCACGGCGGGCCAGCCGGGCCGCGCGCCCCAGACUGCCUGCCACGGGCUGCCGGCGGCCGCGGGGGCGGCCAGGGGUGCCCGGCGGCCCCGCGUCUCUGGUGCUGCCGACCGCCCUGGGUGUGCCUUCGCCCCAGUGCCUGCUGGAAGCACCUCCUCUCCACCGCCUCCCCGGGCUUCCAUAAGUGACCUCAUGGGUUCCCAGCACCCGCCCGCACACCCGCCGGCAGUUACCACUCCGUCGUCUUCAUCUCCGUGUCUUUCCCUCCGCGCUCCCCCCACCCCCGCAGUUGCUUUGAGGGCGGAUCGGCGUCCUCGGUCCCGCCCCCGGGUCCUCACGGAGGAGGGGCUCCUGCAGUUGCUGCGGGACCACCGCUCCCUCGAAGGUGCCUGGACUCCCGGGGGAGGGGGGCCGCCCGGAGGCCCCCACCUGGCCUCCAGAGGGUGUUCCCGGGAGGCCAGAGGUGACCGAUGGGGACCGCCUGCCACUUCCUCCUGCUCCACUAGAAGGACGGACAAUACUGACAUAAGCAGCAUCUCGGUCUGUUAUAAAACAGUUCUUUCCCCGCCCUGGGUGGGGAGCCUGUUGGCAGCACCCCAGAAGCAUCUGGCCGGGGAUGGGGUGGCGCUUUCCAGGAGCUCCUUCUAGUGGGAGAUGCCCCUCACCCCCACCCCGGGAGCCGUGGGACCCGGCUCACUGUGCCCGGGGCGGACACUGGGACGUGGUGGGAGCUUCAGGCCGUGGUGACAGUCAGCGGGAACCCGCGGCCACGCUGGGGGCAGCCCUCUCACGCUCCAUCUGAUGUUGGGCGCCCUCCGGCCCCCCACCCCCACCGGGCCCUGGUGACGAGGGAUGGGUGUGGGACGCGGCACGCGGGUGCAUUUUUCACAUUAACUCAGUGACAAGUUCCCCACGGAACAAGCCGUUCCAGUGCUGUAGAGGAACCGUGGUGAGUCCCACGCAGGGUCACCCCGCCUGCGUCCCGGCCCCGUUGCCUGGCGUGGAAGCGGAGACCCGCCUGGGCCUCUGUCACAGGUUUUGUCGGCCAGGUGUAUCAGUGGCACGGAGACAGCAGGGACUCCUGUGAAUUGUUCAAAGGCCCGUCCCACGGGAGGGCAGCACGGUCACUGCAGGUGGACGAGGAGGGCCGCCGUCCACCCACCAGCCCCGGAGCCCCGCCACCAGCUGAGCAGGCAGCUCCUGGCCGGGCAGCCCCCCUUGCCCUCCAGUCGCCGCCCCCAUCCUGGAGGUGGGCUCCACCAGGCCCUCAGGUGGCGGCAGGGGGCCCACGUGGCCACCCUGGCUAGGAAGAGGCAGCCGGUCUCCGGACAGCUCGUCUCCCACAGGGUCCCCAGCCGCCUGGGGGCCCGUGUCCCCGUCCACCCCCCGGCACUCGGUGUCGAGGGGACAGUCUCCCGUGCCAGGCCUGGCAUCCAGCCUGCAGCCCGUGGGCAGCUGGCUGAACCCUUAAACACAGCAGGCGCAGGCCCCCGAGUGUGCCCCAGGGGCACACACCUCCAGCCACCCAGGCCCGCUGCACCUCCCCGCCCGCGCUCGGAGGGGCGACCGUCACCCCGAGCUGGGCGCAGACCGCUCCAGUCCCAGUGUCUCCGCCCGUCCUCGAGGCGCGGGCUGGGGACCAGGAGCCUCGUGGGGCUCAGCCACACCUCCGCCCUCCGAAACCCACCCCUCUGCUGGUGCUGACCACCAGGGCUGGAAAGGGCUCGGGCAGAGCUGGAAACCCCGCUUGGUAACUUCUAGUCCAGACCGUCAGUGACCGGGCCGCUGAGAAGGGCUGGGGGAAUCCAGGCGCUCCUUUGCUCCGUGACCUGAUGUUGGGUGGGGGGGUGUCCGUCACCGUCUGCUGCUCAGCCCAAGACCAUGGUUCUGCCUUCUGUUCGCAAAUCUCGAUAGCUCUGUUUCUUCCAAAGUAGAUCAUGUCCCCGCCCGAGGGUCCAGGUCGGACGGGGUUGGCUCGGGGCUGCAGCCAGGGCAGCUGGCCGGGCCAUCUCUGCUGGUGGUCGGGCAGCGCUGGUUGCCCCCGGGGAGCUGGGGCGGCGGGGGUGGAGGUGUUUUCUGCUGGCCUCGAAGAGCCGGGGCGCGGGGGGUCAGCCCCAUCAGCAGAGGCCCGAGCGAGUGGCCCGAAGCAGGGCUCGCAUUUCAUUUCUGCUGCUGCUGCUGUGUCUAGUCUGUCUGUGAACUCGCAGCUAAAGAGGUGGAGUCCAGGAUGGCUGCACCACUCCUGCAGUUAGUGGUGAUCCGAUCCCAACCAGUCCCCUUAGACCAGUAAGAUAACUUCCACAGCAAACUCAACGACUUAAUUGGUAAACACAAAAAGCUGGCAUUAUUUUCCAGGAUUUCUAUGAGAAUUACCUGUAGAGUUAACAGAGUCUGUGGUCAAGAAAGUGUACAUCCACGCAGACACUUUUGAGAAUCGGUUCUUUCUCUGAUGGCACACCUCUGCGUUCAGUUCUCUUACCCAAAACAAAGACCAAAGAAGGCCAAUCUCUCGUGUGACUCUGUAUUUUUAAUCUGCCUGUUUUAAAAAAAUUAAAAAAAAAAAUUGCGUCUGUACAACCGCUCGCUGUGAGGACCCAUCUUGACAGUCCAAGUGAUUGUGACCAGUGAUCACGUCCCGUGUUCUUCUGCUCUUCUGAGAAAAAAAACACAAAAGGACCGUGUAAGUUAUUGCCCAGCAAUAAUCAUGUUGUUAACUGUGGGUCAACAACAUGUCUGACUUCCUGAUAGCAUUAUUAUGUUUGAUAUUUUUGUUUACUGUAUAUCGUGUGUGGUUUUAUUUGGUAUUUAUUUGUGUUUUGAGGUCUUGCAACGUUUUUGUGUUCCUGAUGCUAAUAACUGAAGUUUGUAAGAGUGUAGAAUGCCCAACUUUGAAAUGCUGAAACUGUCUCAUUAGAGGAAAAUAAACCUGACUGAGGAGU
Molecule: messenger RNA, 6769 nt
Organism: Cervus elaphus (red deer)
Lineage: Eukaryota; Metazoa; Chordata; Mammalia; Artiodactyla; Cervidae
Gene: TRAF3
Product: TNF receptor associated factor 3
Exons: 12
Coding region: 405-2111 (568 amino acids)
Biological process (GO): regulation of cytokine production; regulation of apoptotic process; Toll signaling pathway
Cellular component (GO): plasma membrane signaling receptor complex
Molecular function (GO): tumor necrosis factor receptor binding; zinc ion binding
Source: RefSeq, a predicted model, not a curated record